UUAGUGACGAUGGCAGCACAAGUUCUUCUUUGAGUAGUUUUUAUUACACCAAAAUGUCAGACAUCGAUAACUGGAUCGACGUAGCAAAACAAUGCAAAUAUUUGCCUGAAAAUGAUCUUAAGAAACUUUGUGACAUUGUGUGUGAUUUAUUGCUGGAGGAGUCCAAUAUUCAGCCAGUAUCAACUCCGGUAACUGUUUGUGGUGAUAUUCAUGGACAGUUUUAUGAUUUGGAAGAGUUAUUCCGGAAUGGAGGACCAGUGCCUGACACUAAUUAUAUAUUUAUGGGAGAUUUUGUAGACAGAGGAUACUACAGUUUAGAAACCUUCACACGACUGUUAACUCUCAAAGCUAAAUGGUCUGAUAGAAUAACAUUAUUACGUGGAAAUCAUGAAUCACGACAAAUUACACAAGUUUAUGGAUUUUACGAUGAAUGUGAAAUGAAGUAUGGCAAUGCGAAUCCAUGGAAAUAUUGUUGCAGAGUAUUUGAUUUACUUACUGUGGCUGCCUUGAUCGAUGAACGAGUACUUUGUGUACAUGGUGGUUUAUCUCCAGCUAUUCGAACGUUGGAUCAAAUUAGAACGAUUGAAAGGAAUCAAGAAAUUCCUCAUAAAGGAGCUUUUUGUGACUUAUUAUGGUCGGAUCCAGAAGACGUUGAUGCAUGGGCCGUAAGUCCACGUGGUGCCGGUUGGUUAUUUGGGAGUAAAGUAACUCAUAAAUUUAUGGAAAUAAAUGAUUUAGAACUUAUAUGCAGAGCUCAUCAAUUGGUGCAUGAAGGAUAUAGGUACAUGUUUGACGAUAAACUUGUGACAGUAUGGUCAGCACCUAAUUAUUGUUAUCGUUGCGGAAAUGUAGCUAGUAUAUUGAAUUUUACAAGUGUUGAUCAAAGAAGUACAAUAUUAUUUCAAGCUGUGCCAGAUUCAGAAAGAGUUAUACCGUCUUUAACCAUUACUCCGUAUUUUUUGUGAUCAUUUAUAGAAUAUCGGUUUUUGGAAUAGAAAAUAAUGUACUUGGAAUCAUGAUCUAAUUCAUUAUCAAUUCUCUUACUGAUCAAUGAAUUCUGCUAAUUGUAAUGUUGAUUUCAAUCAUGAAGAAGUAGAUAAGGCAAGAUCGUUUUUAUCAUUAUAAAUAUAAUAGUAAACAAUUUCCACCAAUUUUACAUUAUUUUAUAUUAAAAAGAGAUAAAAUAAUGAUAUGCUUUUAGUCGAAUCAACAAAUCCAUCCGGCAUGAUAUUUAAAAAAAUAUUUAUAUAAUAUAUUUAUGAUUAAUGCAGACGUCAGUACAAUAAAUUUUGUCUAGUGUAAUAAACCUGAAAUUUCAUACUCGGAGCUUUUAAAUAACUAAUAGUUUGUCGGCAACGACUAUUUAAAA
Cotesia glomerata is the source of this 1369-nucleotide messenger RNA. It is a transcript of the gene PpV, whose product is annotated as serine/threonine-protein phosphatase 6 catalytic subunit. The record is from RefSeq and is a predicted model, not a curated record. Gene Ontology annotation, molecular function: protein serine/threonine phosphatase activity. Bases 54 to 965 code for a protein of 303 amino acids. Gene Ontology annotation, cellular component: cytoplasm. The transcript has 7 exons. Gene Ontology annotation, biological process: G1/S transition of mitotic cell cycle; peptidyl-serine dephosphorylation. NCBI's taxonomy places the organism in Eukaryota, Metazoa, Arthropoda, Insecta, Hymenoptera, Braconidae.